This is a messenger RNA of Benincasa hispida (wax gourd), 2361 nucleotides long. Its product is annotated as proline-rich receptor-like protein kinase PERK4. The record is from RefSeq and is a predicted model, not a curated record. Gene Ontology annotation, molecular function: protein kinase activity; ATP binding. Lineage: Eukaryota; Viridiplantae; Streptophyta; Magnoliopsida; Cucurbitales; Cucurbitaceae. Gene Ontology annotation, biological process: protein phosphorylation.
GCCUAAUCCACCUUGUGUGUAGGAGACCAUUGGAUUGCACAAGCCAAAAAGGGUCUCCCCCUCUAAUUUCUCUUAUGGGAUUCUCACUUUGAAACUCAUUUUCCCUUCCUUUCCUCUUCUCAAAAGGAAGCUGGUGAAAUUUCCGGCAAAAAUUAUUUUCACCUUAAAUCUUGGCCGGAAUUUCACUGCUUUGGUAAGAGAGAGAUGGAUUCAAACUAUGAUGAGAGUGCUCCGGGGCCGGACUCUCCAUCUCUGCCCGCCGAUCCACCGUUAGAUUCGUCGUCUUCCUCGUCACCCGAUCCACCGUCGUCAUCACCACCAUCACCACCGUCUCCCGAUCCCGAUUCCAAUUUCUCUCCUCCACCACCACCGGAAAACGAUGGCUCCUCCAAUGAUUCCUCACCACCCCCAAAAGAUUCUCCUUCUCCAAAGUCGUCGAAGGAUAAAUUGGAUAAACCAUCGGACAGUAAAAAAUCCCCUUCAGCUCCAAAAGAGGGUAGCCCGCGAUCGGCACCGCUGAAUUCUCAUUCUCCUCCAUCCCGAUCUUCGUCAUCCGCAGAUGCAUUGCCAGCACCAGGUCAGACGGAAGGAAAGGCAUCACCGAAAUCAUCAGCAAGACAGCAAUCGUCCGAGGCCGAUUCCUCGCCAUCGGAGAUCAACCCAGGGGUUAUAAUUGGGGUGGCGGUGGGGGUGGGCGUUCUCAUAAUUGUUCUCAUAUCAGUAGUUGCAUUGUGUACAAAGAAGAAGAAGAGAAAGGGAGAUCCUGUGCAAUAUUAUGGAGAUCAUGGUCGUGGACCUAGAGGUGGUGACUAUUACAACAGUUCACAGCAACAAAACUGGCACAAUAACGGCAUGCAGGGUCCCGGGACGGAUCAAUUUGGAAGGCAACCCCCAUCGGCGUCUCUGGCCGGGAGCGGGUGGCCAAUGAGUGGUGGCGACAACAUGACGACGGGCAGCUCCUACACGGGGCCUCCUCUUCCUCCACCAUCACCAUCGAUCGCCUUUGGGUUCAACAAGAGCACGUUCACAUACGACGAGCUCGCAGCAGCGACAGGUGGGUUCGCUCACGCAAACCUGCUUGGGCAGGGCGGGUUCGGGUACGUGCACAAGGGAGUGCUGCCCAAUGGAAAGGAGGUGGCCGUGAAGAGCCUGAAAGUGGGCAGCGGGCAGGGUGAGAGGGAGUUCAUGGCUGAAGUUGAGAUUAUUAGCAGAGUCCAUCAUCGGCAUUUAGUGUCUCUGGUUGGUUACUGCAUUGCCAGUGGACAAAGAAUGUUGGUCUAUGAGUUUGUUCCCAACAACACUUUGGAGCAUCACCUUCAUGGCAAAGGUCUUCCAGUAAUGGAUUGGCCAACAAGACUUCGUAUUGCCAUAGGUUCUGCCAAGGGUCUUGCUUACCUUCAUGAAGAUUGUCAUCCAAAGAUUAUUCAUCGAGAUAUCAAGUCAGCCAAUAUUCUGAUCGAUGCCAAUUUUGAAGCAAUGGUGGCUGAUUUUGGAUUGGCUAAGCUAUCAACAGAUAAUCACACACAUGUCUCCACUAGAGUCAUGGGUACAUUCGGGUAUUUGGCACCAGAAUAUGCAUCAAGCGGAAAGUUGACAGAGAAGUCUGACGUGUUCUCAUUUGGUGUAAUGUUGUUGGAGCUCAUCGCAGGCAAAAGACCUGUAGAUCCUACUCAAGCCAUGGAGGAUAGCUUAGUUGAUUGGGCUCGACCAUUAAUGAGUCGGGCAUUGAUGGAAGGGAUCUACGAGGAGCUGGUAGAUAUCCGCUUAGAGAAUGAGUUCAAUACACAAGAAAUGGCUCGAAUGGUGGCUUGUGCUGCAGCUUCCAUCCGCCACUCGGCUAGAAAACGCCCUAAAAUGAGCCAGGUGGUUCGAGCCUUAGAAGGAGAUGUUUCCUUGGACGACUUAAACGAAGGGAUAAGACCAGGCCAAAGCUCCAUUUACAGCGCCACCAGCUCUGACUAUGAUUCCAACGCCUAUCAUGCCGACAUGUCGAAAUUCAGGAAGAUCGCUUUGUCAGACGACAGCAGUGAACUCGCAGCUUCCAGCAAUGACUCUAGAGAGAUGAACCAUCCCAGCCCCGGGACUCAAAGGCCGCUCUUUUGAUCCCUAUCUUUCCCCUUUAAUAAUUUUAUCAAUUCACGUUAUAUCUUAUUUAUUUUCAUUUCAUAGAAAAAGGGGGAGAAAAGGAUUGUUUCAGUGUCUUUGGUUGAUUAAAUUGUGAUGCGGUCGUGGCCAUAACCAAGAAAGAUAUCAACUGUGGUUUUAUUAAAGUUUAUUUUCAUUUUAUUUUGUUUAGGUUUUGCUCAUUAUAUUUGUAGAUUUCGUUGUUCUUAAUUUUUGGAGGAUUGAUUGUUUCUUCUA